AUGGAUUCGGAUAAUUCAGAUGUACCUAUCCUAGAAGAACCCAUAAAUGAUUAUCAAGAAGGACCAUCUCAAGUAUACACUAAAUCCAAUUUUGCCUUUUACUUAAUAAGUUACUUAGAUAAUCCUUUUAAUUAUCAUUUGUUACUCGAAUUUUCUCUCUCUUACAUAGAUAGUGAGCUAGUUAUGAAGAUUCUUGUAUGGAAUGUGCAUGGGCUUGCCCAAAAAAUCACUAAGGACCAGUUGUGUUUUCUUAUCAAAACUCAGUCACCUGAUUUCUUGUUUCUUUCUGAAACUAAGAUAAAUUCAAGUAGAAUGCUAAGUCUAUCCAGGUCUCCUAAGUAUUGUAAUCAUAUUUGCAUUGAUAGGGUUGGUCUUGCAGGUGGUCUCAUAUUAAUGUGGAAAGAUGGUAUUGCUUGUGAGGUUCAAGAAGCCAAUAAUAACAUUAUACAUGUAGUUGCUACUCUUCAUCCUUAUAAGCCCGAUGUUCUUAUCUCCUUUAUGUAUGGCUCUACUUACUUUGAUGUCAAGAAAGAGCAAUGCGAAUUAAUGAAAAGAAUAGGUGGAAAUAUUAGUCAACCUUGGUUAGUGAUAGGUGAUCUUAAUGUUCAUCUUCAUGAUGAAACUAACUUGUUUAAUGUUACUAUGGAAGAUAAAUAUAUGCAAUCUCAGAUUAAUACUUGCGGUCUUAUGGAUCUAGGUUUAUCUGGUAGAGAAUAUACUUGGUCUAGCAAUAAUAUGGGUACUGGAGAAAGAAAAUCUAGAAUAGAUUUAGCUCUAGGAAACCAUGACUGGAACAUACACUUUCCUCGUGCUAAGUUAGUACAUCUAGUGCAAUACACUUCUAAUAUUGUCUUAUCUGAGGAUAUUUUUAACAUUAUACCUAUUGUUUUAAAUGAUGAGGAUAAUAACAGGUUGACAGAUAUUCCUUCAGCUGAGGAAAUUCAUAAAACAGUUAAGGAUAUGGCAUCUCAAAGCUCUCCAGGGCCUGAUGGCUUUCAAGCUGGUUUUUACCAAGCUAAUUGGGAUAUUGUAGCUAAUAGAAUGAAGCCUUUCUUAAAGCAUAUUGUCUCACAUUUUCAAUAUGAUUUUGUGCCAAGUAGAGCUAUUCAUGAUAACAUAGUUAUGGCUCAUGAGAUGAUACACACUAUGAAAUAUAAAGAAGGAAACAGCGGUACUAUGGCUCUAAAACCUGAUCUUUCUAAAGUCUUUGACAGAUAUAUUGAGCAGCGUAUUUCUACUACCAAAAUCUCUAUCCUUCUAAAUGGUACUCCUAUGCAUGAGUAUAGUCCUACUAGAGGAAUAAGACAAGGAGACCCUCUAUCCCGUUAUCUGUUCAUUAUAGUUGUGGAAUAUCUUUCCAGACUUUUAUUAGUUGCUACUAAUAAUCAUCUUAACUCAGGUGUGAAAGCUGCUAGAAAUGCUUCUGCCAUCACUCACUUAUUAUUUGCAGAUGACAUUCUCUUAUUUACUAAGGCAGACAUGCAUAAUAUCUCAGGUAUUUUGAAAGUUAUUAGUGAUUUUGGUAAGUACUCAGGAAAAAUGCUUAACUUUAAUAAAUCUAGUGUUUAUUUUAGUAAAAACUUAAGUCCAAAUACUAAAAAAGUUCUUUCUAGAGCUUUAAAUAUGUCUGAAAUGCAAGAUUCUGACAUCUAUCUUGGUGUUACCUUGUUAUUAGGAAGAGAUAAGAGUAAAGGCUUUAAACCCAUUAUACAUUCCUUUGGUUCUAGAUUAAAAAACUGGAAAGGAAAAACCAUGAAUCAGUCUGCUAGAUCUACUAUGGUGAAACAUGUUCUAAAUGCUUUGCCUACUCACCAUAUGGGAAGUUUCAAACUUCCCAACAAUCCUUUAUCUCAACUAUACUCUAUUCAAAGACAUUUUUGGUGGGGAGAUAAAAACAAUAGAGGCUAUAAUCCUAUAAGAUGGAACAAAUUUAGCAUUCCUAAAGCUCUAGGAGGUCUAGGAUUCCGAAAUCCUGAAAACUUUAAUAUUGCUUUACUUGCCAAACAAGAUUGGAAAGCUUGUAGUGGUGAAGAUUCUCUCUGUGUUCAAAUUCUUAGAGCAAAGUAUGCUAAAAAUGGUAGCUUCCUGCAUAUUAAUAAGCUAAAAGAUGACUGCUCUUGGUUGUGGAGAAGUUUCUAUACUGGUCUUGAAGUGAUUCAAAAAUAUUAUGUUUGGGUUGUUAGAUAUGGCACAAAAAUUAAGAUUUGGAUAGAUUGUUGGGUUAUUGGUUUAGAUAGCCCGCCUGUUCCAGUUACUGGAGCAUCUAUCUAUGAGACUUAUAAUCUUGAUUGUGAUGCUAUGAUACUUAACAUGAAUAUACCAUAUAGUGGUGAGGAUUGCCUCAUAUGGAAACUUGAUAGGAAUGGGAAAUUUACUGUGAAGAAUGCUUAUAAUACAAUAUGCAGUGAUUAUGUUAAUACUCAGAACACUAGACCUCGUCAUCAAGGAACUAUUGCUAGAAUUAACCAUCUUCUGCAACAAUGCAGUAAAACUUUAGCUAGAGAUCUUAAUAGGAAUGUUAAUAGUUUGCAGGUGCAAGAGGCAUACAAAUGGGAGAGGAAGUUGCAGAGGAGUAUGGAGCUGAGUAUUUUGAAUGUAAAGCUCUAG
Papaver somniferum (opium poppy) is the source of this 2607-nucleotide messenger RNA. RefSeq lists its product as uncharacterized. The transcript is spliced from 7 exons. The record is from RefSeq and is a predicted model, not a curated record. The coding region runs from base 1 to 2607 and encodes 868 amino acids. Lineage: Eukaryota; Viridiplantae; Streptophyta; Magnoliopsida; Ranunculales; Papaveraceae. Gene Ontology annotation, molecular function: catalytic activity.